AUGCCUUCCAACAGCGCCGCCUGGAUCACCGAGGCCAAAAAGGUCCCUUUCGAAGUCAAAGAAGCUCCUCUGUGGACCCCUAAGGAGAAUGAAGUUCUCGUCAAAAACCACGCCAUUGCCAUCAACCCUGUCGAUGGCAGUGUCCAGCAGUUCGCGUAUCUCCCACUCGAAUAUCCAUCGAUCCUCGGCACUGAUGUCGCAGGAGAAGUCGUCGCUGUUGGACCAAACGUCACCCGCUGGAAGGAAGGUGACCGCAUCAUUGGUCACGGUUUGGUUCUCUGGAAUCUAAAACCAGAAGGUGCGGCGUUCCAGAACUAUACUAUUGUGGCGACCAACAUGGCGUCUGAGAUUCCGGCGAAUGUCGCGUUUGAGGAUGCGGUUGUACUUCCUCUCUGUCUCUCGACGGCUUCGACAGGUCUUUUUCAUGAGGAUUAUCUCGGUUUACAGUUGCCUACGUUCCCAGCCCAGAAGCCCGUCGGCAAGACUCUCGUUAUCUGGGGUGGCGCCUCUUGUGUCGGUAGUAAUGGUAUUCAAAUAGCCAAAGCUGCAGGUUACGAGGUUGUUACCACCGCAUCAGCCAAAAACUUUGACUACGUCAAGAGCCUAGGCGCAGAUGUAGUUUUUGACUAUAACUCCCCUACUGUUACCAAGGACAUCCUCACCGCCCUAACCGGUAAGACUCUGGCUGGUGUUCUCGACUGCAUCGGCUUUUCCGCAACACCGCACUGUCUCGAAAUUGCCGAGAAAGCCGAAGGAACCAAAUUCGUGGCUACUACCAAGCCUCGCUUCCCUACUCCACCUGAAGGUGUUGAGAUCAAGCACAUCCGCGGUGAUCUUCUCGUUACAAAUUCGUUGGGAAAGUCGAUCUACGAGGACUUUUUGCCAAAAGCGUUGGAGGCAGGAUCGUAUGUGGUGGCCCCAAAGCCGACUAUCAUUGGAAAGGGAUUGGAGCGUGUUCAGGAUGGCAUCCAUGCGAUUAUGAAGGGUGUUUCUGCGACUAAAAUUGUUGUUACUUUGUAA
This is a messenger RNA of Talaromyces amestolkiae, 1020 nucleotides long. RefSeq lists its product as uncharacterized. Gene Ontology annotation, molecular function: oxidoreductase activity, acting on NAD(P)H. The record is from RefSeq and is a predicted model, not a curated record. The transcript has a single exon. Lineage: Eukaryota; Fungi; Ascomycota; Eurotiomycetes; Eurotiales; Trichocomaceae. The coding region runs from base 1 to 1020 and encodes 339 amino acids.